Jatropha curcas is the source of this 2584-nucleotide messenger RNA. Its product is annotated as G-type lectin S-receptor-like serine/threonine-protein kinase RLK1. Gene Ontology annotation, molecular function: protein serine/threonine kinase activity; ATP binding. NCBI's taxonomy places the organism in Eukaryota, Viridiplantae, Streptophyta, Magnoliopsida, Malpighiales, Euphorbiaceae. Gene Ontology annotation, biological process: protein phosphorylation. The record is from RefSeq and is a predicted model, not a curated record.
UUUUUGUUCAAUAACAUAAAAAAAUCCACCUCAAUUUCACGAAUUCUCUUACCAAACUGCUCAAGCAAUGGCUUCUGCUCUUUCUUGUUCUCUCUUUUUCUUGCUUUUGCUCCCUUGUUUGUCAGUAGUUGCUCAAAAUAGUGGUAAUAUAACAGUGGAUGACUCCCUUACUGCUGGUAAUGGGGCACAAGCAUGGAUUUCUCCUUCUCAGGAUUUCGCUUUCGGGUUUCACAAGCUUGAGGAAAAUGAUAUUUACUUGCUUGCCAUAUGGUAUAACAAAAUUCCACACAAAACAAUAGUCUGGUAUGCAAACGGAGAUAAGCCUGCACCAACUGGAUCAAAGGUAGUGCUAACCUCUGAUCGUGGGCUACUGCUUACUAGCCCUCAAGGAACAGAGAUUUGGGCAUCUGGUAUCAGCACGCCAACUGCUGCCUAUGGUUUGAUGAAUGAUACGGGAAAUUUCAUAAUAGCAAAUGCGGGAGCUGAAAAGCUGUGGGAGAGCUUUGAUCAUCCCACUGAUACUUUGUUGCCUGGACAGGUAAUGGAGAGGUUAUUGCCUGAGCAGAGUCUAGAGACUGGUGGCCAAGUUCUCUCUUCUAGGCUAAGGCAAAACAAUUUUUCCCGUGGAAGGUUUCAGUUCCGUUUGAUUCCAGAUGGAAAUGCUGUACUUAAUGUAAUUAAUUUGCCCACUGGUGCUGCUUACGAAGCUUAUUUUUGGAGCAACACUGUUGAUUCUAACUCAACGAAUAAGGGUUUAAGAGUAGUAUUCAAUGAGUCAGGUUACUUGUAUGUCCUGAGAGCAAGCAAUGAAAGGGAGCUCCUCACUCCGGCAAGAGUAGUCCCUGCUGCAGAAUAUUAUCACAGAGUAACUCUCAAUUUUGACGGGGUUAUGGUUCAAUAUUCAUAUCCAAAGAAUUCUACUGGAAAUGGAAAUUGGUCGAUUGUUCGAACUAUGCCGGACAAUAUUUGCAGUGACCUUUCUGUACGUCAAGGAACUGGGCCCUGUGGCUUUAAUGGUGUCUGCCAACUAAGUCUAGAUCAACGCCCAAUCUGUAGAUGCCCGCCAAGGUUUUCUUUACUUGACCCAAAUGAUGAGUAUGGAGGCUGCAAACCUGAUUUCUACACCCAAUUAUGUGAAGAAGAACUAGAAGGUGCGUCUAAUUCCUUAGAAGAUUAUGAUUUUGUGGAGCUGAUAAAUACUGAUUGGCCAACUUCUGAUUAUGAGAUGUAUAAACCUUAUAACAUAGAAGAGUGCAAGAAAGCUUGCAGCCAAGAUUGCUUCUGCAAUGUGAUUGUGUCUAGAGAAGACAAUUGCUGGAAGAAGAAGCUGCCACUCUCAAAUGGGAGACAAGAUGACAGUGUCAUGGGAAGAGCUCUCAUCAAAAUAAGGAAAAGUAAUUAUACAAUAAGAGGACCUCCUCUUCCAUUCCCCAACGCAAAGAAGGACCAAGACAGUUUGCUUAUUGCUGUGUCUGUCCUCUUAGGUGGCUCUGUGUUUGUCAACUUCAUACUAGUUGGUGUUGUGAGUUUUUACUUUUUCUUCCUUUACCAAAAACAAUCCUCAAGGACCGAAAGAGUUGCAGAAUCCAAUUUACGCUACUUCAGCUAUAAGGAACUUAUGGAAGCAGCAGACGGCUUCAAAGAAGAGCUAGGAAGAGGAUUUUUUGGCAUUGUUUAUAAAGGGCAAAUAAAAAUGGGCAGUAAUAAAGUCCCUGUUGCAAUCAAGAAAUUGGAUAGAGUAGCUGAAGACAAUGACAAAGAAUUCAAGACUGAAGUUGAUGUGAUUGGCCAAACACACCAUAAGAAUCUAGUCCAGCUUGUAGGAUUUUGUGAUGAGGGAAAACACAGGCUGCUGGUAUACGAGUUUUUGAGCAAUGGAACAUUAGCUAAUUUUCUUUUUGGAGAUAUUAAACUUAGUUGGUACCAAAGAACCCAAAUAGCUUUGGGGAUUGCAAGAGGACUUUUGUACUUACAUGAAGAAUGCAGUACUCAAAUCAUCCAUUGUGAUAUAAAGCCUCAAAAUAUUCUUCUUGAUGACUAUUAUGAUGCGAAAAUUGCUGAUUUUGGACUUGCAAAGCUAAUGGUGUUAAAUCAGAGCAAAACAUUUACAAACAUUAGAGGAACAAAAGGGUAUGUUGCAGCAGAAUGGUUUAGGAACAUCCCAAUUACAGUUAAGGUUGAUGUGUACAGUUUUGGGGUGUUAUUGUUGGAGAUAAUUUGCUGUAGAAGAAAUGCAGAUACAGAAAUAAGUGAAGAGAGAGCAAUUCUCACUGACUGGGCUUAUGAUUGCUAUGCAGAAGGCAAAAUAAGUGCUUUAAUUGAAGAUGAUGAUGAUGAAGCCUUGAAAGAUGUGAAAAAGCUUGAGAGGUUUGUGAUGGUUGCAAUUUGGUGCAUUCAAGAAGAUCCCAAUUUAAGACCAACGAUGAAGAUUGUGAUGCUGAUGCUUGAAGGUAUUAUUCAAGUUCCAGUUCCACCAUGUCCAUUCCCAUUUAGCAUAGUUAGUUAAUAAAAAUGUUUUUUUUUGCAGAUUGUAAUCUUUUUUAAAAUGCUUUGUAGUUAGUUUAUGGUUUCGCGUUGGUGAUAU